CUCUCCCCUCUUCUGCUCAUAGGGCAUCAGAGCACGGAUUUUGGAAACCCUUGUAAUGCUCAUUCUUCUUGCACUGCUUAUCCUUGGAAUCGUAUGGGUGGCUUCAGCACUCAUAGACAACGAUGCUGCCAGUAUGGAGUCUUUAUAUGACCUCUGGGAAUUCUACCUCCCGUAUUUAUAUUCCUGUAUAUCACUGAUGGGAUGCUUGUUACUUCUGUUGUGCACGCCAGUGGGGCUCUCACGGAUGUUUACAGUAAUGGGUCAAUUGCUGGUGAAGCCGACAAUCCUGGAAGACCUAGAUGAGCAGAUGUAUAUCAUCACUUUAGAGGAAGAAGCAAUUCAGAGGAAGCUUAAUGGUAUGUAGGCUAUACCUGUAAUGGUACUGCUUCAGAUG
This is a messenger RNA of Cyanistes caeruleus (blue tit), 394 nucleotides long. NCBI's taxonomy places the organism in Eukaryota, Metazoa, Chordata, Aves, Passeriformes, Paridae. The record is from RefSeq and is a predicted model, not a curated record.